UGUAACAUCAGUGUGAGAGACAUCAUACACUCCCAGUAUACAGACCAGGUAAGGUUUACAUGUCUCCCUCUUCUCUUGUACUAAAUAAUGUCUGUACUCUCACAUUGGAACACUCAUCUUCAUAAUGUAUUACUUUUAGUUUCAGAACACUCUAUCUGAUGUGUGAUUUGUGUCUGUUCCAGUGGUACACUCUGAAUGAUGUGAAGUCUGGUCGUGUUCACCUGGUACUGGAGUGGGUACCUACAGUAUCAGAACCAGACAGACUGGAUCAGGUCAGUUCUAUUUCUCUCCUCUCUGUCUCUACAAAUGUUGUGUUUUUCCCCCUUCUACUUUUGCCCUAUCUCUCAUUCUAUUACUAGUUUUUAACCUUUUAACCAUCUGUUUUGAUGUUAUUCCAAUGUGAUUUAACUCUGACCUCCCCAUGUUCCAGGUGCUGCAGCUGCAGUCUCUCCAGUCCUACCAGAACAAGGCUGUUCCCUCUGCUGCUCUCCUCUUCGUCUACAUGGACAGAGCCCACUCACUGCCUGUGAGUCACCUCAGACACUGAGCCACUUUGAACUUAUGAACCCUGGCAUUGGGUUGUUGUCAUUGGGUCUGUUGUCUUUUGCAGCUGUAAUAUGGGUUAAGCACAGAUGUUGCUUUUUUAUUUUGUCUAGUGUCUCCCAUUUGACUGUUGUAUUGUGUGAUCUUUGUGUUUCUAGUUUAAGAAGAGUGGGAAGGAGCCAAAGGCUGGGGCUGAGCUAGUUCUGGGGAAGACAACCUACAGAACCAAGGUGAGAUACAGUACAUGUAGCUAGCGCUGAAAUGUUUGACUUGUAACAGGAUCUGCCGUGAAAGUAAACGUAUUUGUCUCUCUGAAGGUGUGUGAUCGCACCAACUCCCCCCAGUGGGAUGAAGCUUUCUACUUCCUGGUUCGUGACCCCAGAGAGGAGAUACUCAUAGUGAAGGUGAGAGUUCAGUCUGCUUUAGGAUGGAGUCGCUAAACAUGGAUAAUGUAAUGAUCUAAACAAUCUAAACAUAAUGUCACUCACAAGGGGUGUAACGGUACACGUAUUCGUACCGAACCGUUCGGUAAAGGGACAUCUGUUCGGUCCGCACUGUGAACCCGAAUGAAUACAUAAAAAUAAAAAAAUGUACAAAAUAAAAACACUAGGGUUAUAUACACUGCUUUGUAGGCUUAUGCCUCUUGAGUAAAUCUGAGCUGAUAAAAUAUUUCAGGCUAUUCCAUUUAAACAACUAGAGCUAUGCGCACAUUGUAAUCAAAAUUAAAAUCUUAAUUGGCGCAUUUCAAAUUGUCCUUUUGUGAGGCGCAGACGGGAACUAGUUCUGUACGAUGGCGAGUGGUGGGGUCGAUAAACCAGAAUUCGAGGAUCCUCAAUCAUCAUUUAAAUCUCCAGUUUGGGAACAUUUUGGAUUCCCAGUAGAUUACAACGGCGAUGGACAGAGAGUUGUGGAUAAAACAUUAACAGUAUGUCUUUACGCUCAACGAGAAUAGCCUAUGCAGCUUCCAACACCUCAAAUAUGUUGACACAUUUACGCCGACAUCACCGCAGUAUACCUGAGUAAGACAGAAAUGCAAAGAAACAACAUCACAACAUUGUCUCCCCUCUGCAUUCAAACAACCCUUGGCAGCUGAUUUUGACCGGGCCAAAGAAAUUACAAGAGUGAUGUUAUGUUUAUAAAUUUUUUUACAGUCUUUGGUUUAUAGCCUUGGAUAUGCACCCAUUCUCCAUGUUUGAGAAUCGGGGGUUUCAGCACCUCGAGAAAGUGCUCGAGACACUUUAAGAACUUCCCUCUUGCACCCAUUACAGCAAACAGGUAGUACCAGCUCUAUAUAAGCAAGCCAAAGCCGAAGUUUUCAAUGAAUUGGCCAAUGCAUCCUGUGUUGCGCUUACUACAACAGUGACAGCCCAUCACAUUACCCCGGAGUGGGAGAUGUACUGUGCUACAGAGUCACAAGUGCGCACCUGGCACUGAAGGAGGCAGUGUCAUGGUGCGUUCGUAACCAAGUGGGAAGUGGGAUUUUACCACAUACGACUGGGAAAAAUCCACUUGAAUGGCCCUCCAACUAGUAAUUACUAGUGGGAAACUUGUCUAUCAUCCUGAGCACCCACUUCACCCACAUGGUGACCUCUGACGUAACCUACUAAGGAAAUGCCUCUAUAACAGCAUUUUCAGGAGUUAAAUGCCACAACAAAACAUUAUUUAUAAAAAGCUAUCGAUUAUUGUGGUUUUUUAACUAUAUUUGUUUACAAGCCUGAUAGCUAUACUAUUAGUUUAUGGUUGAUGUAGCUUGUUGGCCAUUAGCCAAUCGGCGUUUCUCAAAGAGUUCACAUGAAUGCAUCCAACUGGUAUUUACAUCUGGUAAAUUUCCACCUCCCACAACUUGAUAUGCCCAACAUAACAAUCCUGUAACAACAGACAAUGUCGGGAACAUUGUGAAUGCUGAACAUUGUGAAUGGCAUUUAAUUUUCCCACUGUACCGAAACCGAAUCGAACCAUGACCACCAAAACCACAAUAUGUACCGAACCAUGGGUUUGGUGAGCCGUUACACCCCAAUCACUUACUGUAAACAUCUUGCACAGUCACUGUUAAAUGCAAUUCAUCCACACAAAUCUCCCAUUCUACCCUUUUCUCUUUUCCUUUCUAAUUCGCUCUGUAUUUAUCUUUCUCUAGCUCUCCAGUGCUUGGGAUCAGGCAAUAGGUUCUCUGGUGGUACCAGUCAAAGAACUGCUGUCAGAACCAGAUCUGGUCCUGGAUCAGUGGCUGAGUCUGGAUGGAGCCUCACCUGACAGUCAGAUUUUACUGAGGGCUGAGCUUAAGGUGAAACACAUACACUCAUACUCGCACUCACACACAUCAACUAUCAAUCACGAUUUUGGAGUGUGGAACAAAAUGUGCCAUAUAGUACACAAAGUGCCAUUACAUUUACAUUAAUGUCAUUUAGCAGACGUUCUUAUCCAUAGCGACUUAUGCUAGUGAGUGCAUACAUUUUUGUACUGGUCCCCCGUGGGAAUCGAACCCACAACCCUGGCGUUACAAGCGCCAUGCUCUACCAACUGAGCCACACAGGACCUGUUAUGUACUUUACCUGCACCUGGCAGUCUAAUCUUGUCUAAAAACUAUUGGUAAGUAAUUAGUAGCAUGUUUUCAUUCACAGAUCCUGAACUCAAAGAUGACUGAGGGUGUUGGGGUACAACAAGGUCCAGAAACGAUUCCUCUUGGGAGAGACAGUGAGGAGCUAGUUACUGCGACCAAUGAGGAGGAGCAACACAGUGAGGUGCCCUCUGAAGAGUGAGUUUUGUCUUGGCCCCUCCCAAUAUUCAAAUUGUUGAAUUGUAAUUAUAAGUUGAUUGCAAAUGAAAAUGUAUGCAGUGUAGGGUUGUCAUGAUACUCAGAGGGAUCGUGGCAAGGAAACAAAACAUGAAGCGGACUCAAUUUCCUGAAGAAAACAGUCCAAAUGUUGCAAACAAGCAGCCUUAUGUUGUUCCUCAGAAUCACAUGUUUUUUUCCCUAAGUAUAGCACACAAUAUUUUACAUACAGCAGGUUUUUUAAAGGACCAAAGAGUUUAAUCUUCUUUGUGUUUUCCUUUUUGCCAUGGAAAAUCAGGUAUCGUAGUUUCGUGAUACUGGUAUCUGGACAACCCUAAUGCAGUGUAUGUAAAUUAUAAAACCCUUCAACAUGUGUGUCUCUUUGUGUGUAUUCUCAGGUCUGUUGCAGUCUCCAGCCAACCCUCUAUCUCAGAAUCUGAAGAAGAAGAGGUGGUCUUUAAGGCCGCCAAAGAAGACCCCAGCCCUCCUGAGACACUCCCCACACACACCAGCCCUGAUCCCAGCUUUGAUACUGAGGUGAGAUCCUGUCUGUAUAUGGGUUUCAUGAUACAUUCUGUGGAUGGAUUGUAUUGUGGAUGGAGUCAAUGUGUUUUUAUUGAAACCAAGAGUUUAUGUAUUAACGAGACAGAUUAUAAUAGAUUUUGAUAUGAAUUGCAUGACCGACUACAACUUUAUAGCUGCAGGUGAAAGUAUUGACAUGUGUUUUUGACCAACAGAUAGAGGAGUCAGAAGACGGUGAGGUGGAGGAACCUAUCACCAUCACCCAACAGUCAGUCACAGCAGACACUGAGGACCUCCAACCCUGGCAUGGGCCAACGGCAGGGUGAGCUCCAUUCAACAACGGAUGCAGAGAGCUUUUCAUGUGCUCUGACUUUGCAUAGACAAUCUUAAUUGUAGUCAAGCAACUCUAAACAUGUUGUGUGUGUGUUCCUGUGUGUGUAUACUCAGGUCUGGUAUAGAGGACAUUGCCAGAGCUACAGUGUCUAGCCUUCCCUCUGUGUCUGUACCUGAGGAAGCUGAGGCUAUGCCUGAUGUCUUCCUUGAAACACGCCCUCCUCACACCACCCCUAACCCCAGCUUUGGCACAGAGGUGGGUGCUUCACUGAAGGGACAACACAAAUACAUUACUUAGACCAAUAGUUUGAACCAAAAGGUAAAGGAUUAAACAUAAAAUGUGUCAAGAAAAUAUUUUUUAUUUUGAGAAUACUAGGAUGCCUUCAAAAAGGUGCUUGAGUGUCACUGGAGUUAUAUUGUUUGUCCUUUAGGGGGUGAUGAGAAUCCACCUACUGGAGGCCCAGGAUCUGGUUGCCAUGGAUAAGCUGAUGGGGGGCCUGAAGAAGGGCAAGAGUGACCCUUACGUCAAGAUCAACAUCGGAGGGGUCAAGUUUAAGAGUCUUGUGAUCAAGGAGAACCUCAACCCUACCUGGAACGAGAUGUAUGAGGUAUGGAGGGAGGUGUAGUUUACUCAGCUCAUCUCUCUAGGCCAGGGUGUUGGACAUUGUGCACAUUUAAAUGAGCAGUACAAUUUAUUGUGCGGUGCUGUAAAAAGUAAAAGCUAUACAUUUUAGAGUUUAGAGUAGAGAUUAUUGUUUGUAUGAGCUGCAGUGUCUCAGCUCAUGGAUCAUUAUGAAGGGUUUUGUCUAACGUAAAAAUGUAUCUGAGACCACUAGAAGUUUGUGACCUUUACACAUUUUCUUCCUUAUUAUCAUGUAAUAGUAUUCUUUAUGUGUGUAGUUUUGUUGUUACUGAUCUUUUCUGAUGUGUGUUUCCCAGACUGUGCUGACCCCCCAGGCUAGAGAGGAGAUCCAGGUAGAGCUGUAUGAUAAAGACAUUGACUCUGAUGACUUCCUGGGCAGGUGUGUUCUAACUGGUCAAAUAUACACUGUUUAAUCAGUAACCUGUUAUUGAUACUCAAGGGAUACGUCCCAAAUGGCACCCUAUUCCCUUUAUAGUCCACUACUUUUGACCAGAGCCCUAUGAGCCCUGGUCAAAAAUAGUGCACCAAGUGGGUAAAUAGUGCUAUUUGGGAUGCACACAAGAUAAGACGCACUGUCUUUAUGCACUUUUGCCUAAUGGUAGACGGCUUUACAAAGUUUUUCUACUAUUACGUAUCAAACAGAUCUAUAGUACCAGUCAAAAGUUUAGACACUCCUACUCAUUUAUUUUUACGAUUUUCUACAUUGUAGAAUAAUAGUGAAGACAUCAAAACUAUGAAAUAACACAUAUGGAAUCAUGUAGUAACCAAAAACGUGUUAAACAAAUCAAAAUAUAUUUUAGAUUCUUCAAAGUAGCCACCCUUUGCCUUGAUGACAGCUUUACACACUCUUGGCAUUCUCUCAACCAGCUUCAUGAGGAAUGAUUUUCCAAUAGUCUUGAAGGAGUUCCCACAUAUGCUGAGUACUUGUUGGCUGCUUUUGCUUCACUCUGCGGUCCAACUCAUCCCAAACCAUCUCAUUUGGGUUGAGGUCGGGUGAUUGUGGAGGCCAGGUCAUCUGAUGCAGCACUCCAUCACUCUCCUUGGACAAAUAGCCCUUACACAGCCUGGAGGUGUGUUUUGGGUCAUUGUCCUGUUGAAAAACAAAUUAUAGUCCCACUAAGCGCAAACCAGAUGGAAUGGCGUAUCGCUGUAGAAUGCUGUGGUAGCCAUGCUGGUUAAGUGUACCUUGAAUUCUAAAUAAAUCUGACAGUGUCACCAGCAAAGCACCCCUACACCAUCACACCUCCUCCUCCAUGCUUCACAGUGGGAACCACACAUGCAGAGAUCAUCUGUUCACCUACUCUGCGUCUCACAAAGACACAGCGGUUGGAAACAUAAAUCUCAUCAGUCCAAAGCACAGAUUUCCACCGGUCUAAUGUCCAUUGCGCGUGUUUCUUGGCCCAACCAAGUCUCUUCUUCUUAUUGGUGUCCUUUAGUAGUGGUUUCUUUGCAGCAAUUUGACCAUGAAGGCCUGAUUCACGCAGUCUCCUCUGAACAGUUGAUGUUGAGAUGUGUCUGUUACUUGAACUCUGUGAAGUAUUUAUUUGGGUUGCAAUCUGAGGUGCAGUUAACUCUAAUGAACUUAUCCUCUGCAGCAGAGGUAACUCUGGGUCUUCCUUUCCUGUGGCGGUCCUCAUGAGAGCCAGUUUCAUCAUAGCGCUUGAUGGUUUUUGCGACUGCACUUGAAGAAACUUUCAAAGUUAUUGAAAUGUUCUGGAUUGACUGACCUUCAUGUCUUAAAGUAAACUGGACUUGGUCUUUUACCAAACAAGGCUAUCUUCUGUAUACCACCCCUACCUUGGCACAACACAACUGAUUGGCUCAAACACAUUAAGAAGGAAAGAAAUUCCACAAAUUAACUUUUAAGAAGGCACAACUGUUAAUUGAAAUGCAUUCCAGGUGACUACCUCAUGAAGCUGGUUGAGAGAAUGCCAAGAGUGUGCAAAGCUGUCAUCAAGGCAAAGGGUGGCUACUUUGAAGAAUCUCAAAUAUACCAUAUAUUUUGAUUUGUUUAACACUUUUUUGGUUACUACAUGAUUCCAUAUGUGUUAUUUCAUAGUUUUGAUGUCUUCACUAUUAUUAUACAGUGUAGAAAAUAGUAAAAAUAAAGAAAAACCCAUGAAUGAGUAGGUGUGUCCAAACCUUUGACUGGUACUGUAUAUAAGAAGUCACAAGAAUCUAAUGCCAUUUUAGACAGUUGCCAAAAUGUUUUUGUGUGUACAGGUUUAUGAUCAGGCUGAGUGAUGUCAUUAGGUCCCAGUAUACAGACCAGGUGAGUCAGUGUCUUUAUACGGGAAGUCGGGGCAGAGUUUGGAAUUGAUUUCACUCCUCUGCCCUGUGGCACUCCCCUUUAUCACUUGCAAUAUACGUUUUGAUUGUGAGGUUAUUGCUGUUGUCACAGCCUAGCUUUACAUUCCACCUUUACUGGUUGUGCUAGAGUUGUGCACAGUCUAAUGCGUAUAUUUCUGUGUUCCAGUGGUACACGCUGAAUGAAGUGAAGUCAGGUCGUGUACAUCUGUUACUGGAGUGGGUACCUACAGUAUCAGAACCAGACAGACUGGAUCAGGUCAGUCCCACUCCUUUCUCAGUUUCUUCUGUCUCUCACAUCUCCUAUCUUUCCCUUUCAUUUUCUAUCUCUUUCACUAUGAGUUCAGUUCAGCAAUCUCUUUCCUCAAUCAGUCUCUCUCCAAAAAAGUAUUUAUAUUUGCAGAAAGCAGUUGAUUCACAUUCCAUAUCUCCUCCUAUGAGGCAUAACAGAGCACAGCAUUAGUAUCACAAGAUGUUUCAAUAUAUCUCUUUCCUCCACAACCUCCAGGUGCUGCAGCUGCAGUCUCUCCAGUCCUACCAGAACAAGGCUGUUCCCUCUGCUGCUCUCCUCUUUGUCUAUAUGGACAGAGCCCACUCACUGCCUGUGAGUCACCUUUGACCUUUUACCUCUGAUGGGGUUCUGUUGUCAUGUUACCAUGAUCUUGAUAGCCUACUGUCAUCUGAUGUUUGUGAUAAACUGUGAUUUUUCACUUGGUUAUUUUCUCUUGUGUAGUUUGUUUCAUUGCUGAUACAUUACCUCACCAUAAUAGUCUUACAUUAUCUUUUUUUCUCUCUUAUCAGUUAUGUGACUAAGUGACCUAGAGUGACCUUUAUUUGUGUUUCUAGUUAAAGAAGAGUGGGAAGGAGCCAAAGGCUGGAGCUGAGCUAGUUCUGGGGAAGACAACCUACAGAACCAAGGUGAGACAGCUUACAAUAUCAUGCUUGUAAUUUGUCUUAGAUUGACCAACUAACAUCUAUUUUCCCUAUCACUCCUCUAUCUCUCUUAAGGUGUGUGAUCGCACCAACUCCCCCCAGUGGGACGAGGCUUUCUACUUCCUGGUUCGUGACCCCAAAGAAGAGAUGCUUAUAGUGAAGGUGAGUGGUUGUUUGAGUGUCAUUGCAAGCACUUUGCUUUCUCUUGCGUCACUCAUUUACAACAAAAUACAAAUUAUUUAUUGUCCAUUCAGGUGGACAUUUUGUUAAGGUCAGCAGCAGGUCAGAAAUUUAAGGGUGUCUCAUUCUCUCUCUCUAUCUCUCUAUUGUGGUCCUCUGUAGCUCAAUUGGUAGAGCAUGGCGCUUGUAACGCCAGGGUAGUGGGUUCGAUCCCCGGGACCACCCAUACGUAAAAAUGUAUGCACACAUGACUGACUUUGGAUAAAAGCGUCUGCUAAAUGGCAUAUUAUUAUUAUCUCUACAUGUAGCUCUCCAGUGCUUGGGAUCAGGCGAUGGGUUCUCUGGUGGUACCAAUCAGAGAGCUGCUGUCAGAACCAGAUCUGGUCCUGGAUCAGUGGCUACGUCUGGAUGGAGCCUCACCUGACAGUCAGAUUCUACUGAGGGCUGAGCUUAAGGUGAAACACACACACACACACUUCUGUAUCCUCUAUUGUUUCUAUUGAAAUUAUUACUUACAAAAUGUAUCUUUCAACAGAUUCUGGACUCUAAAAUUGUGGAGCUGAUAGGUCAAGGAACUCUGCCGUGCGCUGCAGGAAACUGUGGGCAGGUGAAGCUGUCUCUUUCCUAUGCCUCAAAGGAGAAGAAACUCACCAUUGCAGUCCAUGCCUGCAGGUCUGCAUCUGAGUGUCUGCAUCAUUCAUAACUCCAUCUUUUCAUAUAGCAAGAGCACAGAGUUUGUCAUUGUCAGGUCACAUGAUGGUCUGCAAACACUACUGCCCCCUACAUAUAGGCUAGCUUUGAACUCACUGCUAAAGAAAGUGUCCAUUCCUGUAAUGAUAUCCCUAUUGUAUAUUUUCAACAAAUUCCUCAUACUGUACCUCUUUCUCUUACUUUACCAAUUGACCACACUGGUUUUUAAGGCCAUGGAUCAUGUUAUAUGUUGUGUGUGUGUUUCUGUAUAGGGGUCUGGAGUCCUCCAGUAAGGAUGGUCUAGACACCUACAUCUCGCUCAUGCUGCUGCCAGACAAAACCAAGGCCACCAAGAGGAAGACAAGUGUCAAGAAGAGAGACCUGAACCCAGAAUAUAACGAAAGGUGUGAGAUGUUAUGUGUGUGUGUCUCACUGCCAACUGGGUCAUUUGAACCUAUCUGUGUUAAAUGGCGGCAGAGUGUAACAGUAUUGUCCCUGCCCCUCUGUGUAGGUUUGAGUUUGAUCUGUCUGUGGAGGAGGCCAGGCGCAGGCGUCUGAGUGUGUCGGUGAAGAACAGCUCAGCCUCCUUCAGGAGCAGCGAUAUCAUUGGACAGGUCAGCCUGGGCUUGGAUUACUGCAUCUUCUUUUAUGGCUAUAUUUUACUCAUCAUACUACACUGUAUCAGCUGGGUAGCUUUGGAGUAAACAUGGGUGUCUGUACAUGUUUUUUUUCUUUCUCACCUGGUGCAAAUGAUGACUCAUGCUUCUGUUCCACCCAUGCAAUAUCAUGUCAGUAUUAUGCAAAUUACACUUGUUUUGAAUGCUGUGUAUAGUAAUAUAUGUUUCUACCAAACUUCUUCUUUCAGGUGCACAUAGAGCUGGCUCAGAUUGACAUGGCCUCUGGAGUCACAGAAUGGUGAGUAGUAGCCAUAAAACCGGUAGCAUUUGACUAAUUGAUUGAUUGCGCUAACGAAGGUCGGUUGACCGACAGUUUAGCCAUAAUACACAAUUUUUACGCUGUUAUUAUGUGUGCGUCUUCUCGUUGGAGUAGUAGCCAUACAAAAUGAUUGAUUAAUUAAUUAAACCACCUUUUUUUUUUUUUUACUAUAACCCUUCCACAGGUUUGACUUGAAAGAGGAGGCUGAA
Messenger RNA from Coregonus sp. 'balchen', 10066 nucleotides. The record is from the annotation of a GenBank genome assembly. Lineage: Eukaryota; Metazoa; Chordata; Actinopteri; Salmoniformes; Salmonidae.